GUUCCUAGUGUUUGUAUUACCUUAGUACUCAAAAGUCCAGUGAAACUGUUUCUCCGUGGUCAAGUGCCUGUGACUCAGUAAGGUUUAUUGAGAUGCCGAGGAAUGGACACAGCAGAGCCGAGCGACUUGACGUCAACGUCGUGCCGAGAUUGCGGCAACGUCCAUAUAAGACGGUGUUAUUGGGGGCGUGUGACGUGGGCAAAUCUUCGCUCGCGAUUCGCCUCGUCAAGGGCCAAUUCAAUGCCAGCGAGCAGUAUACCAUCGGCGUUGCCUUCCUUACACAUACCUUAAAUCUCAAUAAUGUAACUGUCAUGUUACAUAUUUGGGACACUGCGGGACAGGAGCGUUACCACAGCUUGUUGCCGAUGUAUUACCGCGGAGCACAGGCGGCUGUCGUCGUUUAUGAUAUCACCAGCAAGUUCUCGUUCGAUUGCGCGAAGAGUUGGGUGAACGAGCUGCAGCAGUCGUCGUCGUCGAUCGUGAUCGCGCUGGCCGGCAACAAGAUCGACAUGGCUGCCAGGCGCAUGGUCGAGUUUGAGGAGGCGCAGGCGUACGCCGAUGAGAACGAGCUAGUUUUCAUGGAGACUAGCGCUAAGACCGCCACGAACAUCGAAGAAUUAUUUCGCGCCAUCGGACAAGAACUGGUGAAGAUCAAAGAUGUAGAUCGGGAGGUCGUGGAAAGAGGACGACGGUUGACCCGCCGUACAAAAAAGACCCGGCGAACGGCCGGCUGUCACUGCAAGUAGAUUUUCCAGAUACAAGCUUAUAAUUUCCGAAGUUCUAACUCCAACUGUUGGAAGUCCCGUUGGAAAAUGUCGCACAAUU
Messenger RNA from Hyposmocoma kahamanoa, 825 nucleotides. RefSeq names its product ras-related protein Rab-5B-like. Gene Ontology annotation, molecular function: GTP binding; GTPase activity. Bases 93 to 746 code for a protein of 217 amino acids. The record is from RefSeq and is a predicted model, not a curated record. NCBI's taxonomy places the organism in Eukaryota, Metazoa, Arthropoda, Insecta, Lepidoptera, Cosmopterigidae. The transcript has 5 exons.